Messenger RNA from Meloidogyne enterolobii, 704 nucleotides. The record is from the annotation of a GenBank genome assembly. Lineage: Eukaryota; Metazoa; Nematoda; Chromadorea; Rhabditida; Meloidogynidae.
GUUUUAUGAAGUUUUAUUUUUUUGCUUGUUGAAAGUUUGUUUGUUUGUUCUAUGUUUGUUUGAAUGUUUUUUCCUUUCCUUGUUAUAUUAUUAUGCAUUACUUUGUUUUAUUUAUGUUUAACUAUGUAAAGUUUUGCAAUUUUGUAUUAAAUGUUUUUAUAAAGCAAUGGCCAUUUCCUGUUUUGCUUGAGGCUUUAACUAGUCAAGAAUUAAUAACAAAAUAUUUAAAAAAUCAAAAUAAUUAUUUAAUUGAUUCUUGGUAUUUAUCAAAUAUCAAAAUUGAAAAUCAGCCAUCAAUAAUGCCGAUAAUUUCACCUAAAUUUCCUGAACAAAACGUUGCAUUUAAUAUUAACGAAUAUACAAAAAGUAUUAUUUUGAGAGAAACAAAAAAAGCUUCUGAUCAUUUUAAAAACUUAAACCACAAUAAUUUAACAAAAGAAUGGUGGCAAAAGACAAUAUUUAAAAAAAUAAAUUAUAAAUUAAUUUACAAACAUUUUAUUUUGGUUAUUUGUACAGUACCAAUUAAGAUAAAAGAAAAUAUAAACAAUUAUUUUGGAAAUUUUAAAUGUGGAUUGUUAAAAACAAAAUUAAGAUUAAUGCUUAAAGAAUGGGCAGAAAAAGUUAACGGAGAAAAAAUAAAAUUAGAGGAAUAUCAUACAAUUUCUGGAUUUGAAAAAGAAAUGAGAUGUGUGAGAAUAAAGUAA